AUGGUGUCACUGGGUACGGGAAAAACAGUUAGCAGGCUGCAACAACUACUCAAAGGUUGGGGAAAUAGUAAAUUUUUAACAUUAAAUUCCGAGCGGGACAUUAUAGAUCGGUUCCAGCUGACUCCUAUCGGAGAAAUGCUCAAGAACAACCUCAGAGAUGAGUUCGUACGCGGUGAUGGUGAAACGGCUGUGUAUGAAGGUGGGUGUGGUCUUUCGCUCAAUGAAAACCUUCAGUUUGUAAAAGAUGCCUUCUCCGUUCAACUACCAUUUGGUAUUGUUACUGAGAAGAUAUUGUCCAAUGAAACAAUUCCGAUCAAUGAAUCGAUCAAACUGAAAUUACCGACAGGAAGUAACCUGUCCCGUUCAUAUUUUGUAAGCCCAUCAUCAAGCCGAGAGUACAUGUACAAAACCCAGCGGCAACGGAAAAUUUGGUGGAUGCGAUAUGCUUGUGAUCCGGGCAGAUUUUUCAUCUCUGAUCCACAGCAAGACAAUCAUAGCCGAGGCCAAAGUACCACCAUUCAAGCCCGGCUGGGAGGAGAAGAAGUUACACUAGAACAAAUCGAGCUGAUUCCGGGUAGUGAAUUUCGUGAUGAAUUGGGAGAUUUCCAUGUUGAAAUUGGUCGCUCUGGUAAACCGAUUAUACCGGAUGUGAUCCGAAUACGACAAUGUGUGGAGCUGGCUACGUUGCAGAUUUUAUUAGAUGCGUACGAAGUUGGGGGAAGUAGUAGCGUUCGUAUUCAUAGAAAGCUGGCUCCCUUCAAGUGCGGUAUCGUGUGCCUGGUUGAAGGAAACGCUUCUCAAAUGAACGAACUUUACGACCUGGCCAAACAUCUGUGCAGUGUGCUUCGCCGAUCAAACGUGACCGUUCUGGACUGCACGAACGUGAGCGAAACGGUUCUCGCAAAACAGCUUCACAACUUGGACGCGAUGGGAGUUCCUUUCAGUCUCAUACUCCGGUUAGAUAGCCUCUCCAAUGGCCUGUUCCAGCUGCGCUCCCGGGACACUACCAUCAGUGAAACCAUUCACAUUACCGAUUUACCGCAAUAUUUAUUACAAAUCAUAACAAACUAGGCGUAAAAUAAAUUAGUACUUGCGAACUAGAAGAAAUCACACAAA
Molecule: messenger RNA, 1116 nt
Organism: Wyeomyia smithii (pitcher-plant mosquito)
Lineage: Eukaryota; Metazoa; Arthropoda; Insecta; Diptera; Culicidae
Gene: DNApol-gamma35
Product: DNA polymerase subunit gamma-2, mitochondrial
Exons: 2
Coding region: 1-1071 (356 amino acids)
Biological process (GO): mitochondrial DNA replication
Cellular component (GO): mitochondrion; cytoplasm
Source: RefSeq, a predicted model, not a curated record